AUCUGUUUUCUCCCUCUUCCUUUGUUGUUGCAGGCUUGCAGACACCACCAGCAGUUCUGUUUUUUCUUCCAAAAAGGCUUUUUUUUUUUUUUUUUUUAAGAAAAAGGUUCCUUUUCUUCUUCCUCUUAUCUUCCAAUCUCGGAUUUUUAUCUUCAAGUUUCCUAUCUAUCUUCUUCUCUGUGUUUUCUCGCCGUUAAGCUCGUCGAGAGAAUCAUGGCGACAAAAUCCGAGAAAUUUUCGGCGGAUUUUGUGAUGGGUGGAGUUGCGGCGAUUGUAGCCAAAACUGCAGCCGCACCCAUUGAGAGAGUCAAGCUUUUGUUGCAGAAUCAGGGAGAAAUGAUUAAGAGAGGGCAUCUUAAGAACCCAUAUCUCGGCAUUCAUCACUGUUUCAGAACAGUUUUAAGAGAAGAAGGCCUUUUCUCGCUAUGGAGGGGAAAUCAAGCUAAUGUUAUUCGAUAUUUCCCUACUCAGGCUUUCAACUUUGCGUUCAAAGGUUACUUCAAAACGAAAUUUGGGCGGUCGAAAGAGAAGGAUGGGUACAUCAAGUGGUUUGCUGGAAAUGUUGCUUCAGGAAGUGCUGCAGGAGCAACUACAUCUUUGUUUCUGUAUCAUUUGGAUUAUGCACGCACUCGGCUUGGCACUGAUGCAAAGGACGGUGGCAGUAACAGUCAGCGCCAGUUUAAAGGGAUAUUGGAUGUCUACAGAAAAACAUUGUCAAGUGAUGGAAUUGUUGGUCUAUACCGAGGAUUUAGCGUUUCGAUUGUGGGAAUUACUCUGUACAGGGGCAUGUAUUUUGGGAUUUACGACACUUUGAAGCCUCUUGUUCUGGUUGGACAGUUUGAGGGGAACUUUUUUGCUAGUUUCUUAUUGGGGUGGAGUAUUACAACCUUUUCUGGGGUAUGUGCUUAUCCUUUCGACACACUACGACGAAGAAUGAUGCUUACAUCUGGACAAACCCUGAAGUACCGUAGCGGUUUGCAUGCAUUUUCUGAGAUCAUUCGCCAUGAGGGCAUUGCUGCUCUUUUUCGAGGAGUCACGGCCAAUAUGCUUGUUGGUGUUGCAGGGGCUGGCGUUCUUGCAGGCUACGAUCAAUUGCACCAAAUUGCAUGUAGACAUGGUUAUUCCUUUGGAGGACAGCAUCGAAUAGCCUCAAAAUGACUGAAAGUGGGACCUACACUUUUUCCUGGUUCAACUUCUAAAUUGAACCUGACGCAUAUCUGGGGGAUUAAAAGGAAGAUGUAAGGCAUUGUCUGUGUAUAAUCGAUAAAUACAUCUACAUUUGUUGGUUGUUUUAUGUAAUUUAUGACUUCAAGUUGAAAAUUCAAAUGGAAGGAUUUAUCUGGGAGUCCAA
Messenger RNA from Benincasa hispida (wax gourd), 1351 nucleotides. RefSeq names its product endoplasmic reticulum-adenine nucleotide transporter 1 (gene ER-ANT1). Gene Ontology annotation, cellular component: mitochondrial inner membrane. Gene Ontology annotation, molecular function: ATP:ADP antiporter activity. Gene Ontology annotation, biological process: mitochondrial ATP transmembrane transport; mitochondrial ADP transmembrane transport. The record is from RefSeq and is a predicted model, not a curated record. Lineage: Eukaryota; Viridiplantae; Streptophyta; Magnoliopsida; Cucurbitales; Cucurbitaceae.